AUGUCUUGUGGGGCAUCAAUUCUGGGUCUGUUCAUUGUUUAUUCUGCUUUGCGCCUAAGGUGGGUGAACAAGGAGCAUGGGUACAGGAAGAACAAAAAUCUCGUUCUCCUGCUGGCUCUCGCCGCCGUUGCUGCGUCGGAUUCUCAACCUUCGUCCUUCUACGGAGUACCUCAAGCUAGAACUCAAGUAUCAGAUGAUUCUUCCGAAACGUCAUCAGAGAGUCGCCACGUCUACCGUAGUCAUGAUAGAUCUGAUGAAGAUUCUGCUGAAUAUGGACCUGCAAAGUACGACUUCGACUGGGCCGUGAACCACGACUACUCAGGGAACCACUUCGGCCACCAGGAGUCCCGCGACGGAGACUACACCCAAGGCUCGUACUACGUGCAGCUUCCCGACACUCGCUUGCAGACUGUCAAGUACUACGUGAACGGCGACUCUGGCUACGUGGCCGAGGUGGAGUACGAGGGCGAGGCUCAGCAUCCUGAAUCCGAGGAGUAUCGAGUGUCUCGAGGCCGAUACUCAGCCCAAGACUCAAGCGAAGAGGACUCGUCCGAAACGGUCGUUCGAGCUCCCUCAAGAUUUUAUGGCUCACCUUUGUAA
Molecule: messenger RNA, 600 nt
Organism: Penaeus indicus
Lineage: Eukaryota; Metazoa; Arthropoda; Malacostraca; Decapoda; Penaeidae
Product: pro-resilin-like
Exons: 4
Coding region: 1-600 (199 amino acids)
Cellular component (GO): extracellular matrix
Source: RefSeq, a predicted model, not a curated record